AUGCGCGAAUUGUUUCUAAAUCGAUUCUCCUCAUUACAUGACGAUCAUGAAUUUCUAUCUGGGUCUCCACCAACAAAGGAUAAGACCGGUCAGCUGAAAGUUCCAAGCUGUUCCACAUCGAAAGUCCCUUGUUCUUGUCCAAAGGGGCACUCGCGGGUAAGAUUCGGUCCAGUUCCCCAGGAAAGUAAACGCUUGGCAUUCUCGACAGGGACGGGCACCGAUUCCCACUACGUCAGCAGCGAGGGCGGCUCUGCUGGCUAUGCGGAGGACGAUUCCGGACAUUACGACGGCGGGGGCGAGUCAGGACGCUAUACGGAGGGUGGUGACGGACAUUACACCUCCGAGGGCGGCGGAACCGGAAAUUACGGCCACGACGAGGGGUACAGCGAGCAUUAUUCCUCGGGGACGGAAGGAGGUGAAGGGAACUCCUACGGCACCCACGAGUCCUACACCGGAGGCGAAGGAGGCGCCCAACACGGGGGAGGCCACUACUGA
Orussus abietinus is the source of this 495-nucleotide messenger RNA. Its product is annotated as glycine-rich cell wall structural protein 1.8-like. NCBI's taxonomy places the organism in Eukaryota, Metazoa, Arthropoda, Insecta, Hymenoptera, Orussidae. The record is from RefSeq and is a predicted model, not a curated record. The coding region runs from base 1 to 495 and encodes 164 amino acids. The transcript has 2 exons.